AUCUUGCCUCUCCCUCCCUGCCUGGUCUGAAGCCGAGUGCGGAAGUGGAAGCGGCACUGUGCGGGUUCAGGGUUCCGCCUGUGGACGGCUUGCCAGAGCCUUCAGCCGACACAGACUGUUAUCCAUCCCAAAUCAAACAUUUGUGAGCAGCACAAACACGGGUCGACAUGGCAGGACGGUUACCGGCGUGUGUUGUCGACUGCGGCACAGGUUACACUAAACUGGGGUAUGCAGGAAACACAGAGCCACAGUUCAUCGUUCCAUCAUGUAUUGCCAUCAAAGAGUCAGCCAAGGUUGGGGACCAGGCCCAGCGGAGGAUGAUGAAGGGGGUGGAUGACUUGGAUUUCUUCAUUGGAGAUGAGGCAAUAGACAAGCCCACAUAUGCUACUAAGUGGCCAAUCCGUCAUGGUAUUGUGGAAGACUGGGACCUGAUGGAGCGCUUCAUGGAGCAGGUCAUCUUCAAGUAUUUGAGGGCAGAGCCUGAGGACCACUACUUCCUCCUGACAGAGCCCCCUCUGAACACACCAGAAAACCGAGAAUACACAGCUGAGAUCAUGUUUGAAUCCUUCAAUGUACCUGGACUGUACAUCGCAGUGCAGGCUGUGCUGGCUCUGGCAGCCUCCUGGACGUCCAGACAGGUGGGAGAGAGGACACUGACGGGCACUGUCAUCGACAGCGGCGACGGUGUCACUCAUGUCAUCCCCGUGGCCGAGGGCUAUGUCAUCGGCAGCUGUAUAAAGCACAUUCCCAUCGCAGGACGCGACAUCACCUACUUCACCCAGCAGCUCCUGAGGGAGCGGGAGGUGGGCAUCCCGCCAGAGCAGUCGCUGGAGACGGCCAAGGCAGUCAAGGAGCGGUUCAGCUACGUGUGUCCAGACCUAGUCAAAGAAUUCAACAAGUAUGACACGGAUGGCUCCAAGUGGAUCAAGCAGUACACUGGCAUCAACGCCAUCAGCAAGAAGGAGUUCACCAUUGAUGUUGGCUAUGAGCGCUUCCUGGGACCUGAGAUCUUCUUCCACCCAGAGUUUGCCAACCCUGAUUUCACCCAGCCAAUCUCCGAGGUUGUGGAUGAGGUCAUUCAGAACUGCCCUAUCGACGUCAGACGUCCUCUCUAUAAGAACAUUGUUCUCUCAGGAGGCUCCACCAUGUUCAGGGACUUUGGGCGCCGUCUGCAGAGAGACCUAAAGCGGACGGUGGACGCCCGGCUGAAAAUGAGUGAGGAGCUCAGCGGGGGCAAGCUCAAGCCCAAACCAAUCGAUGUCCAAGUAAUUACUCAUCAUAUGCAGAGAUAUGCUGUUUGGUUCGGUGGAUCAAUGUUAGCAUCAACUCCCGAGUUCUACCAGGUUUGCCACACCAAAAAGGACUACGAAGAGAUCGGGCCAAGCAUCUGUCGCCACAACCCUGUGUUUGGAGUCAUGUCUUAACUCUGGGCCUCCGACGUCUAACAAUUCGGGGUGGGCCGGGCGGGGCAGGGAGGGCGGGGUCAGGUUGUGUAGAGGACAGGCUCGGGAGGUCAGGGACGGUGGCGCGUUUGUGCUUUUUGAUUGCUCGUUCAACUAUGGAUGUAAGGAACAAGAGGGCAAUCCAGAAUAUAAAAAGAAAAAAAAAAAAGACCAGACCAAACACAGACCGGCUGGA
Myripristis murdjan (pinecone soldierfish) is the source of this 1638-nucleotide messenger RNA. RefSeq names its product actin-related protein 3. The coding region runs from base 168 to 1424 and encodes 418 amino acids. Lineage: Eukaryota; Metazoa; Chordata; Actinopteri; Holocentriformes; Holocentridae. The record is from RefSeq and is a predicted model, not a curated record. The transcript is spliced from 12 exons.